AUGCUCACCAAGGCGCAGGUGGAAGAACAUCGCACAAAAGAGUCUUGCUGGGUCAUCAUCUCAGGAAAUGUGUACGAUCUGACCGACUUCCUGGAUCAUCACCCCGGCGGCUCAGCCAUCAUCCUUCGAUACGCAGGCCAGGAUGCCACGUCGGCGUAUGAGCCCUUACACCCUCCUGGGACUCUCGAAAGAUAUUUGAGCAAGGAGAACUGUAAAGGUCCAGUGCUUGUCGACCAAGGCAGUGUCAAAGUGGUAAAGAGGAAAUACAAAGAAGGGGACCCAAUCCCGUUGAUGCUAUGCAUGAAUCUCGACGACUUUGAAAAGGCAGCUCGUAUAGCGAUCCCGGAGCGAGCCUUUGUCUAUUUCCACUCGGCGGCGGAAGAUAAAGUGACGUUCUACAGGAAUCGACAGGACUGGUCAAGAAUUUCCCUUCGUCCACGGACGCUUACCGAUGUGGCCAAGGUAGACCCAAGUCGGCGUAUCAUGGGGUUCCAGAGUUCCCUGCCGUUUUUCAUCGCACCAGCUGCAAUGGCGCGUCUAGCUCAUCCUGACGGAGAGCUCUGCCUUGUCCGCGCCGCAAUCAAAUACGGAAUCCCAUACUGCGUGAGCACCUAUUCGUCUGUUCCACACGAAGAGCUCGCAAGCCAUGUACAGCCAGACAAACCUACAGUGCUGUUCUUCCAGCUUUAUGUCGCAAAGGAGAGAUCACGGACCGAGGCGCUGAUUCGGAACGCGAAGAAACUUGGGUUCAAAGGACUGCUCAUUACGGUCGACACUGCCGUAGGAGGGAAAAGAGAAGAGGAUGAGCUGUUCCAAGCACAAAUAGCAUACGAGGCCGGCGACGACGACGUUCCUCGUCCAUUCUACGCAAGUCCGGGAGAAGAGGUACCCAUCCUACGCGGCGCUCACUCGUCGACGCUCAACUGGCGCGAUCUCGAAUGGAUCCGUCAAGAGUGGGGAGAUGCCGGCCCGAUUUACCUCAAGGGCAUCCAAUGUGCCGAAGACGCAGAAGCGGCGCUGCGUGCGAACGUGCACGGUAUCUAUCUCAGCAACCACGGAGGACGGCAACUCGACUCUGGAUCUAGCGCCCUCCGGACGUUGAUGGAGAUCAGGACAUUCUGCCCGCACGUCCUGGAAAGGCUGGAGGUUUAUCUUGACGGUGGCGUUCGUCGGGGGAGCGAUGUAAUCAAGGCUUUGUGUCUGGGUGCCACGGCCGUCGGACUGGGUAGACCAUUCAUGUAUGCUCUUGGGGCAUAUGGUACGGAUGGUGUCGUGAAAGCCAUCCAAAUCUUGAGUGACGAGAUAGAGAGUACGAUGAGGUUGAUGGGCGUCACUGCCUUGGACCAGCUCACUCCGGACCAUGUCAAUGCAAGACAACUCGAGAAUGAAUUGCCUCGCCGAUUACUCGGCUUUGAGGCCAGGAGCAGAUUAUGA
Fonsecaea pedrosoi CBS 271.37 is the source of this 1434-nucleotide messenger RNA. RefSeq lists its product as uncharacterized. Gene Ontology annotation, molecular function: oxidoreductase activity; heme binding. The transcript is spliced from 4 exons. NCBI's taxonomy places the organism in Eukaryota, Fungi, Ascomycota, Eurotiomycetes, Chaetothyriales, Herpotrichiellaceae. The coding region runs from base 1 to 1434 and encodes 477 amino acids. The record is from RefSeq and is a predicted model, not a curated record.